Alnus glutinosa is the source of this 972-nucleotide messenger RNA. RefSeq names its product probable glutathione S-transferase. Lineage: Eukaryota; Viridiplantae; Streptophyta; Magnoliopsida; Fagales; Betulaceae. Gene Ontology annotation, biological process: glutathione metabolic process. Gene Ontology annotation, molecular function: glutathione transferase activity. Gene Ontology annotation, cellular component: cytoplasm. The record is from RefSeq and is a predicted model, not a curated record. The transcript is spliced from 2 exons. The coding region runs from base 114 to 767 and encodes 217 amino acids.
AGCCCAGCAAAACCCAUUUUAGCAAACUGAGCAAGCUAGAAUUCUGACGACUGUCCAACAUCCCAAUUUUCUUUGCUCCCCAAUUUGGUUCAGUCUUUUUCAGGUGUUUGGCAAUGGCGGACGAGGUGGUUCUGCUGGAUUUCUGGGCCAGCGCGUUUGGGAUGAGGGUCAGGAUCGCGCUCGCUGAGAAGGGGAUCAAGUACGAGUACAAGGAGCAGGACCUGAGGAACAAGAGCGACCUGCUUCUCAAGAUGAACCCGGUUCACAAGAAGAUCCCGGUUCUCAUCCACAACGGAAAACCGGUCUGUGAGUCCCUCAUCAUCGUUCAGUACAUUGACGAGGUCUGGAACAACGAGUCUCCGUUGCUUCCCUCUGAUCCUUACCAGAGAGCUCACGCCAGGUUCUGGGCUGACUUUGUUGAACAAAAGGUGUAUCCCAGUGGAAAGAAGUUAUUUACCGCAAAAGGAGAAGAGCAUGAGGCAGCAAAGAAGGAUUUCUUGGAAAUAUACAAGACAUUGGAGGGAGAGCUUGGCGACAAGCCUUACUUUGGGGGAGAAACAUUUGGGUUUGUCGACAUUGCUCUCAUAACUUUUUACUGUUGGUUCUAUGUCUUUGAGACUUCUGGAAAAUUGAGCAUGGAGGCAGAGUGUCCCAAGAUUGUAGCAUGGGCUAAGAGAUGCAUGCACAAGGAGAGUGUCGCCAAGACUCUUCCUGACCAGAACAAGAUUUAUAAGCUUUUUUUGGAGUGGUCAAGUGGUUUGGAGUAGAGUAAGCUCAGCGGCCAGAAGUACAAGAAUAUAGAAGUGCAUGUUUGAUCGUUGUGUCCGCCAAAUGUUUGAUGAAAUUGUACGUGCCUUUCUAGUUUCUAGCAUAGUAAUAAGAAAGACACUUUGUUGUGUCUGCUAAAUGUUUGAUGAAAAUGAAAUUGUGCCUUUUUACUAGAGGAAUAACAUAUCUUCUUUUGCUUCUUAA